AUGGCUUCAGUCUCGGUCAUCAAACAAUCUGUUGUACCUGGCUUACACAUGCCACCGACUUUGGCUGAUCUGAAGCAGUCGUCCAAUUUGUACAAUCAGCUUCCGUCGGACGAAGCGCAGCCGCCCCUUCUUUCAGAUCACUCCCAAGAGAUUCGAAAUAUCUUGCUACGCCACAAUGUCCAGAACAAGUUCGGCAUUCACCUCAUCCAUGAACCCCCGGGCUGCUGGACAAAGCCUAUCCCUGUUGAAGAUGUUGACACUGCCAAUGUACAUGGUCACAUUUUCAAGCUGUCUACGGACGGAAAGUUGGAAGCUUAUGAGUACCGGGAAGGUCCGCCGAUCAAUGUUAGCGAAGUUGAUCCGUCUUUCUUUGAGGAACUUUUCGGUUACCUCCUUGAGCACAACCUGACGGACGUAUUCGGGCUACAAGCAUUACAUGGAUCGUUUUCGCCAAUGAUAGAGCUUGUACUGGGUAAUUCUGGAACAGUAAUGCUCAACGAGGACCAGGCUCAGUAUGGAAAAGUCUACAGGGCUACUGGAUGGAGCAUUGAUCAUGAUCGCGAGAGUGAAGGGUUGACAGACGGCGAGAAGCACGCUCAGACUACGAAGGGUACUCACAGGGUCUUUGUCGAUGAAAUCCCCCUUUCUACCAUUGGGGAGCUGAAGGAGUUUCUCAAGCAGGAAGAAAUCAUUUUGUAG
Penicillium alfredii is the source of this 699-nucleotide messenger RNA. RefSeq lists its product as uncharacterized. The record is from RefSeq and is a predicted model, not a curated record. The transcript has 3 exons. Lineage: Eukaryota; Fungi; Ascomycota; Eurotiomycetes; Eurotiales; Aspergillaceae. Bases 1 to 699 code for a protein of 232 amino acids.